GCAGGGAUAGGCGGAUGCAGGGAUGCUCCCGGUCCCCGCCGACCCCCGUCCCGUCCCCGGGGUUCCCCGGCGGGCAGAGGGGUUUGCGGGACCCCCGGUCCGUCCCCGCCCCGCGUGGGCACCGCACGUUCUCCUGCCCCGCACCCGCGGGACCCGCGUCCCCGCCGCGCUCAGCCCUGCCCGGCUCCCGCUGGCCCUGCCGGUCCCUGCGUGUCCCGGGGAAGCUCCGGCGGGCGGUGCGGGGGGAUGUGACACGCACCUGUCACAGGUGAGCUCGUCCCUCGGGUCCCAGCGCGUUUUGUCACCGUAACCCUGUCCUGCUUUUCCAGGGCUCCGGACGCUGAGCUGCCGUCCCGGUGCUGGGACCAGGGCACCUGGAGUGGGGCUGUGCCAGAACCAGAAGGGCCAAACACUAAUUCCUGCAUCGCCCGGCUUGCUUUUAAUGAAACAGGGAAGGAAAAGCCAAAGGAAUUUUUAUGCAAACAGAGAGAAGCCGGGGUGCCCAGAAGGCUCAGCACUGCACAAGAGCUGUCCUGCUGUCCUAGGAGGGCUCACUAAGAUGCCCUUUCCUGCUGCCACGGGGUUGUGUUGGGACUGUUCCUUCUGAGAGUUGGACCGGGGGAUUGUUCCCAGAAAGGCUCACUGGGAUCAGCUGGAGACCUGCAGCACCCAGCUGAGCUCAGGUGCAAAGAAAGGGAGCAACCUGCCUUAUCUCUCUUGCUCACCCACCCACUGGUCAGAGACUCUGCCACACACCAGUCCCUGCAGGAGAGAGAUCUGCACUGGGGAGAAGACACAUUUCCAGCUCCUCUUGCCACUGUGGUCUCUGAAGCUCCUGUGUUACAGUGUUCCUGGGUCUGCCCCUUCUCUCCCAAGAUGCUGGGAAGGGUCCUGUGUGCAGCGUUGUUCGUGGGAGCCUUGCAGUCCCUGGCUAAGGCGUCCCAGGGCCACAUCUCCGUGGUCCUGCUGGGAGCCACGGGUGAUUUGGCCAAGAAGUAUUUGUGGCAGGGUCUGUUCCAGCUCUACAUGGACCAAGUGAGCAAUGGCCACAGCUUCACGUUCCACGGGGCCGCGCUGACGGCUCAGGAGCCGGGGGAGAGGCUGAUGUUUGAGGUGCUGAAGAAGCUGUCCUGCCCCCCGGACGAGGCCCCCAACAGGUGUGCUGUGCUCAAGGACCAGUUCCUGAAGCUGAGCCAGUACCACCAGCUGAGCAGUGCCGAGAACUACACUGCCCUGAGCAGGGAGAUCGAGGCCCUGCUGCGCCAGGAGGGGCUGAAGGAGGCUGGCAGGAUCUUCUACUUCUCGGUGCCACCGUUCGCCUACACGGAGAUCGCCCGCCACAUCAACAGCAGCUGCAGACCUCCCCCGGGGGCCUGGCUGAGGGUGGUGCUGGAGAAGCCCUUUGGCCAUGACCUGGAGUCGGCCCAGCAGUUGGCUGCAGAGCUGACGGGCUUCUUCAGGGAGGAGGAGAUGUACCGGGUGGACCACUACCUUGGCAAACAGGCUGUAGCCCAUAUCCUGCCUUUUCGAGAUCAGAACCGACAGUUUCUGGAUCCGAUUUGGAACCGACAUCAUGUGGAAAGAGUGGAGGUUGUCCUGAAGGAGACUGUGGAUGCUAAAGGCCGCACCAGCUUCUACGAGCAGUACGGGGUCAUCCGGGACGUGCUGCAGAACCACCUCACAGAGGCCCUGAUGUUCCUCAUCAUGGAGCUCCCGGCCAACGUGAGCAGGGCAGAAGAGGUUUUGCAGCACAAGCUGCAGAGCUUCCAGUCCUUGUGGGGCCUGGAGAAGAACAGUGCCGUGCUGGGCCAGUACCGGGCGUACGCCAGCCAGGCCCAGGAGGAGCUGCAGCAGGCACAGGACUACGUCAGCACGACACCAACCUUUGCAGGUGUGCUGAUCCGCAGUGACAGCCUGCGGUGGGAAGGGGUCCCUUUCCUCCUCACCUCUGGGAAGGCUCUGGAUGAACGGGUAGGUUAUGCCCGUGUUCUCUUCAAGAACAGGGCCUACUGCACUCAGAGUGAGACUCUGAGGGAUGCAGGGCACAGCCAGUGUAAAGCCAAGCAGAUCAUCUUCUACUUCGGGCACGGGGCUCUCAACACCCCUGCGGUGCUUGUGAGCAGGAACCUUUUCCGGCCUGUCAUGCCCAAAGACAGUUGGAAAGAAGCCGCGGCUCGGUCGGACCUGCACAUUUUUGGACAACCACUGUCUGAUUACUACGUGUACAGCCCUGUGAAAGAGAGAGAUGCGUAUUCUGUCCUCAUCUCCAACAUCUACCACGGCAGGAAGGAUUUCUUCAUCACCACGGAGAACCUGCUGGCCUCCUGGGGCUUCUGGACGCAGCUGCUGGACAGCAUCUCCCACCAGCCCCUGCGCCUCUACCCCGGGGGCGUGGAGAACCAGCACCUCCUCGACUUUGAGAUGGUGAGUGGGGGACUGGCAUUCACCCUGGCAGAGCCAGCGGAGCUGCUGAACCCCACCAGGCACAUGCCAAGUGAUUACAAGGCAAUCCAGUCCAAAUACCGGCAGAGUCCCCUGGUCUCGGCGUGGUCCGAGGACCUGAUUUCCCAGCUGGCUUCCGACAUGGAGGAGGCAGCAGUCAGGAGUGUGGCACGCUCCGGGCACUUCCACCUGGCCCUCUCAGGGGGCUCAAGCCCAGUGAUCCUGUUCCAGCGGCUGGCAAGGCACCACUACGGCUUCCCCUGGAAGCACACCCACAUCUGGCUGGUGGACGAGCGCUGUGUCCCCCUCACCGACAGCGAGUCCAACUUCUUCAGCCUGCACAGCCACCUCCUGCAGAGCGUCAGGGUGCCCUACUUCAACAUCCACCCCAUGCCCGUGCACCUGAACCGGCGGCUCUGCGUGGAGGAGGACAGAGGCACAGAGCUGUAUGCCAAGGACAUCGUGGCCCUGGUGGCCAAUGCCAGCUUCGACCUGGUGCUGCUGGGGGUGGGCACCGAUGGCCACACGGCCUCGCUCUUCCCCCGCUCGGAGAACGGGCUGGAAGGGGCUCCCACCGUGGUGCUGACUGAGAGCCCUGUCAAACCUCACCAGAGGAUGAGCCUUAGCCUACCCCUCAUCAACAGGGCCAGGCAGGUGUUUGUCCUGGUUUUGGGGAAGGGGAAGCACGACAUCACCACCCUGCUGAGCAGGGUGGGCCACGAGCCGACAAAGUGGCCGAUCUCGGGCGUCAGCCCCAGCUCUGGCCAGCUGGUCUGGUACGUGGAUUAUGAAGCUCUGCUUGGGUGAUGCCUUCACAGUGUCCCUCCUCCCUUGUCUGCGUGGCCUUUACAGCCUGGAUUUUCCUACACAAUGUCCAUGUUUUUCUGUUGCCAGCGGCAGCUUCAUCUCUGACGGGCUCCUCAGAGCUUCUGGGAUAUCCGUGGCCUGCAGCGCCUCUGACAUUUGAGCCUGAAGGGAGCUGGGCUCAGUGUUCAGAGCUCAGGAGGAGCCAGUGCGGCAUUUUUGGCUCUGCCAGGGAUUCUGACUGUGACUUUGGACAAAUUACCUCACCCUGAAGUGCCUCAGUUUUCCUGUCAGGCGUUUUUGCUUAUUGGCAUUUAACUACCUCGCAGGCACUACGGGAGACUUGUUAAAUUACCUGCCAAAUUUUUAAAAAAUUUCAUGUAAUUCUCAGGCUAAGAGACAAUAAUAACAUGUUCAUCCUGUGCCCUGCUCAGUCUGGCUGGGCCAGAGUCCUUGUCUCAGUGAAAGGAGGGUUGUGUGCACAGGGAUCUGGUGUCAGCCAGGCUCUGACUGUGCCCUCCUGGGAGCACGUUUGGCUUUUGUGCCAUGUGGCCCCUAAAUUCUGACACUGAUUUGUGAGCUCACUGCAGUCCUGAGCCUUUGCAACCUGCCCAGCAGCAGAGGCUGAGUCUAGAAGCACUAAUUUGCUGCUUUCAUUAAGUGGAUGGCUGAUACAGGGGGGAUGGGGAAGGAAGACAAACUGCUUUUUAGGCUGUUAAAAUAAUGGGGACAGGGUGAGGAAUAUGGCAGCUCACAGAGCUGUUGUUUGCCAGCAGUGCAAUAAUUAUUGAGGGGAAAGCUUGGUGUUCAGAGGAGUUGGUGGGCUUAGCUAGCAAAAAAAUGUUUUCUUUAGCUGUCUUUGCCUCAUUCUCUGAAAUGAACUUUUGUCUGUCCUCAGAAUUGAAGCUUGAAGCGUCACACGGUGGCUUGUAGAAUUUCUGUGGGAGGCAGCUUUAUAAACUCCCAACAUAUCCAUGAGUACAGCACACACUGAGGUAGAUCCACUGUUUGCAGAUGGUGGUGGUGGUGGUGUUUGAACUCGUGGGCACUGACUUACAAGGGAGGGGAUUUUCUCUGUACACAUCCCUUAAGGCACACGGAACCAGCAGAGUGCACCUCUGACAGCACAGCAUGAGCUGGCUGUAGGAAUGUGUAGUUCUGCUGCUCACAGGGAGGGUUGGAGACAUCCAGUCCUACCCAGAGACCCCACUGUCCCCUUCCUAAUCUUCUAAUGUUCACCUUCCCAGGAUGCUGCCACGCAUGAGGCGUGCCCUGUGCUUUCAAGGUAUCCCCAAAUGCUCCGUGAUCUCCUCCAGUGGGUUAUUUACCUUUGGAUUAGUGCCUUAACUGCUCUGGUUUGACAGCUGGGAUGGCUGGUUAUCCCUCUUUUGUGGGUGCCUGUGACUAAGUUUGCUCCUGCCUGUGUCCUGGUUGCAGGCAGGAUUAACCAGAGGGUGAAAAUAAACCCCAGGGGAGGAGAGGAGAACAGGGAGCAGGAGGAAGGUGAGCUCUGCAGGCUUUGCUGCGGGACUUGCUUGUCCAGUGGAGUCUGGAAUAAGAGCACAAGUCCAGGAGUUCAUUGGAAUAACCCUCUCUGUAGAGUGGUUCCAGAAUAUACCACAGUGGCAGGAACAGCUGUGCUGAAGAACAGGGUUUGGGUCUGGUACAUCCACGAGUCUCAACAUCAUUUUUUUAUUUUUAAACGAAAAGAUCCAUUAACUUCUAUCCAGGUCUUUUGUGUUUGGUAUAAGGGAACAAGUUCUAAUGAAAAAUUGACCUAUAUGAGAGUAACUGUUUUGUUAUGAAUGACAGGAUUUAUGACUGUGUUACAGGUGACUGUGGCAUUGGUGUUUUCCUGGUUUUGCACACUGUCUUUUUAAUAUCUUGCUGGCACCUUUUGAAAUAAAUGCUAAGGGGUUUAUUUGCACUUUUAAGUAAGCACAUAUUUUUUUUCCCAGGGAGCCUCUCUUCUUUCCAGCUGAAAAUAGUGUUUAUUUGUGAAGUCUCUAUCUAGUGGGUCAUCCCAAAAUUAAUCCCAGAUUUUAUUAAAAUCCAUUGAAAGCUUCCACAUGUUUUCCUCAGUGAACACAGCUGUCUGGGUUGGUUGGUUGGGGAGUUGGAACUGCAUUUUAUUUUUACACAGAUAAUUCCUUUAAAACUCUUUAAUAAUUAGCAUUUGCCAAAUGAAAAACAAGUAUUUUUGAAUAUACAAAAUUUAUGACUGGAAAGAGAGAUACUGUGGAUAGGAAGAAGGGUUAAAUGAGCAACAAAUCUGAUGAGGAGGAAUGGUAGAAAUCCACUGGGCUCUAGGCCAAGGAAGCAGUGCUAUUUUUAUUUUGUGAAAGCUAUAAAUAGGAGGUGUGCACCUUCUUGAGAGCUUGUAUUAACCUUUCUUUGCAAAAGCAACUCCAUGGAGUAAUUUCUUACAGUCUGUUUCUCCUUUAAGUGAUUAUUGAUACCAAUUUUAUUAAUUUUUUAAAUGUCAAGUGCAUUCCUAGAAUUCGAUGGUAUGAUUAUUUAUAUGUUUUACAGAAAACUAACACUGGAAAUAAUUCAUUUUUCACUUCAACUUUUAUAAAUCAAGUCGUAAAAUCUUUUUUUUUCCGAUGAGCAAAGUUUUGUGAUUCCUUUCAUGUUGUUUAAGGAAUAAAAGAGAAUUAUAUUUAUAGAAAAUAAAUAAUUUUUAACAAGAA
Messenger RNA from Pseudopipra pipra, 5939 nucleotides. RefSeq names its product hexose-6-phosphate dehydrogenase/glucose 1-dehydrogenase (gene H6PD). The record is from RefSeq and is a predicted model, not a curated record. The coding region runs from base 877 to 3249 and encodes 790 amino acids. Gene Ontology annotation, molecular function: 6-phosphogluconolactonase activity; glucose-6-phosphate dehydrogenase activity; NADP binding. Gene Ontology annotation, cellular component: endoplasmic reticulum. NCBI's taxonomy places the organism in Eukaryota, Metazoa, Chordata, Aves, Passeriformes, Pipridae. The transcript is spliced from 7 exons. Gene Ontology annotation, biological process: pentose-phosphate shunt, oxidative branch; glucose metabolic process; pentose-phosphate shunt.